AAUUUUAUGUAUUGAAUAUUUUUUCAGGAUCCAACACUACCAACAAAAUGAAGCUCUUACCGCUCCUAGUAUUUCUGGCAAUGUGUGGCAUGGUAUUGUCAGUGCCAGAGCAGGCAAACCCUGGAGGGAUCAAAAGGCAGCGUGCCGCAAAGCGGAAGUACAUAUGCCGCACGUCAGAAGAUGAUGGGGAAGAAACGAAGGUUUGCGAAAGGGUCGACGGGUACGAGUACGAGGAUGGCUACAAGACAUUAGCAAUGUGCAUAAAGCAGUGCCAUUAGGCUAUCAAAAACGCUAAAAAGUAGCCUCAAGCAAAAAAGCAUUAUUGACUUUGGUUCUCUAUCUGUAGAACUUAUUAAAUACUGCUACAGUACUUUUUGAAGCAUGUCCUAUCGAGCUUUUGUAAGGGAAAAGAGCAAGUGUUCUUAAAACAGA
Molecule: messenger RNA, 432 nt
Organism: Cylicocyclus nassatus
Lineage: Eukaryota; Metazoa; Nematoda; Chromadorea; Rhabditida; Strongylidae
Source: the annotation of a GenBank genome assembly